Molecule: messenger RNA, 537 nt
Organism: Kalmanozyma brasiliensis GHG001
Lineage: Eukaryota; Fungi; Basidiomycota; Ustilaginomycetes; Ustilaginales
Exons: 2
Coding region: 1-537 (178 amino acids)
Source: RefSeq, a predicted model, not a curated record
AUGAAGGUCUUCGCAUCGUUGCUCUUGGUCGUGCUGGUUGCCUUCGCUGCCGUUCAGGCUAGCGUCCAGCCCACGCCCGCUCCUCAUGUCGAGAAGAGGCAGUCCUUUAACCCCUACGACAUCUCGCAGUACACGAACCCCGCUGCCAUCUCGUCGCUCUCGGCUUUCAUUACCUCGCAGUUUGGAUCGCUGAGCGGCGUUUCUCUGCCUCCUGAGCAGUCGUCGGCCCUCGCUUCGCAGGAGAGCAUGGCCUACUCGUACCUUUCGCUUGCCUCGUCGAUCGUUUUCAACGGCGGCGCUAGCAACUCGGCCUUCAGCUCGGUCGCGAGCUCGCUCACCAACACGGCCUCGAUCAGCAGCGCUGCCUCGAGCUUCUCUAGCAGCCUCUCAUCGGCUGCUUCAUCGGCUGCUUCGUCGCGAACCAGCUCCGGCGCUUCCAACGCCGCUCUGGGUGGUUCGGUUCAGAUCCCUGGCUUCGCCGUCGGCAUGGCGGCCUGCACAUUCGUCGCCGCUUUCGCCGGGGCUUUCAUGCUCUGA